Heterostelium album PN500 is the source of this 5565-nucleotide messenger RNA. RefSeq names its product BEACH domain-containing protein (gene lvsE). The record is from RefSeq and is a predicted model, not a curated record. NCBI's taxonomy places the organism in Eukaryota, Evosea, Eumycetozoa, Acytosteliales, Acytosteliaceae. Gene Ontology annotation, cellular component: membrane; cytosol. Gene Ontology annotation, biological process: intracellular protein localization. Gene Ontology annotation, molecular function: protein kinase binding. The coding region runs from base 1 to 5565 and encodes 1854 amino acids. The transcript is spliced from 3 exons.
AUGAGUAAUAUUAAUAAUAAUAGUAAUAGUAGUAUUACAUCUACAACUACAACUACAACCACAACUAAUAAUAAUAACAAUAAUAACAAUAAUAACCUAAUACAUAGUGGUAGUAUUGGUAAUCUUCGAGAAAGUGUUGGAAUAGGAGCAGCUAGACUUCAACAACAACAAUCUGGGUUUAGAAUAGAAGAGCAAUAUAUAAAGAAUUUAUUAGCAAAUGCAAAGGAUCCAAAGAAUCCUCAAUUUUCAGAUAUAAUACAAGUUUAUGAAAAAACUUACUGUUGUAACGAUCGGUGGAUUAUCAAGUUGCUCAAUUUCCUCAUUGGCUGUGAGCGUGACAGCGAUGUCAUUGGCGAGGUCGCUAUCACUCUCCAGAUCCUGGCGUUCUUCUCGAUCACCCCGAAAGAGCUGAAAUACAUGUUCCGUCUGCUCGAGUCGGUCAACGAGGAACGUCCUUUCUACUGGAGCGUUCUGGUUGAGCUACUCGAGUACAUAUUCCGUCCGCGCGAAGGACCCGAUUGUUACUUUAAUUUCGGCAGCGACGCCGGUGGCGGCGGUGGUUUGAUGAUACCGGAGAAGGCGCCGUUCGACGGUGGCUACACCUUUAGCAUGUGGAUAAGCAUCGAUGACUUCAAGGACAUGCGAUACUCGCCCAUUCUCUACAGUUUCAAUACCGACGACGACAAUGUCGGCCUGGAGUGUUACUUCCAGGGAUUCUCACUGGUCUACAUCAUCAAGACCAAGAACAAGACGGCCACACAGAAAUCACAGUUUGUUUUCCAUCCGAAACGAUGGUAUCACAUCACUAUUUCGCACGAGUAUUUCAUGCUGCGAAAGAGUCAGUUGUCGUUCUAUGUCAACGCGAAGCUGGAGGAGAAGAUUCCUCUGCUGUAUCCAAAGACCGAUCGGCCGUACACCCGGUGCCACAUCGGUAAUUCAUCGUCGUUCAAUGCAGGAUUCAUCGGAAGAAUGGGUGCCAUUCUCAUGGUUAAUGAAGCGCUCACACAACCAGAGAUUCACAGUAUCUAUUCGAUGGGUAAAGACACCAGUUUGAUGCUCGAGAAGCUGCCACGUGAAGGAGCGAUCGGUAUCUAUAAUGGCGAGCUAUUCUUGGAGUCGCGGAAGAACAUCCCGGUGCUGUUUAUGUACUCACCGAAAGCCACUGACAAAGCAUUGUGUUUCGAGAUAUCCAGUGGUGAACUGCCGAAUGCCGCAACAAUGGAGUGCGUCAAUGUCAUUAAAACUACAUCGCCUAUUGAUCAGCUACUGUAUGUCGGUGGAAUCUCAAUGAUCUAUCCACUGUUUGCACAACUUGGACAUCCUGUCAAUGGAAUGGAGACACGUCCCGCUGACAUCACCGAUCAAACCGCAAUAACAUCCACUUUUAUCGAGUACAUAUCGAUACCCAACAACUCGGCGACACACGCACCACUCGCCAUUUUCCCACGACCUAUUUAUCUUGGUCAUCCAGGAAUACUGUUCCGUCUACUCACCACAAUUAUCGAAUACAAUCCCGUUUAUCGCGAGCAAAUCAUUGAAACCAAAGGUUUCCAAACUAUAUCUUUUCUACUGAUGUCAUAUCCCAACUCCUCACCAUAUUGGACACCGGACGAUAUUGAAACAGUUGGAAGAUUAUUAUCUUUUUGUAGUUCAAAUCAACAAUUAUGGACGUUGGCAAUUGAAUAUUUAAUUGUAAGGAAUUUCCAGGUUUGGUCAAAUACUCAUCCUCUGACACAAAUGGCACUGUUUGAAUCGAUUAGACAGAGAGUGAAGGCAAAUACACAUUUCUGGAGGAACAAUGUCAAGGUUGAACAAUGGUUGGAUAUUCUGAGGCGUUUCUAUAGUUUGGAUUUCGACUUUAUGGAGUUGUCUACUCAUUCCAAUUUGCAUCCUCACGUUGAAAGAGUAAAGAAAUCACGUUCUCAAAUCAUUGUGAUCCUUCGAGAGUCUUGCAAUCCGAUAUUCACACUUGCCGAGACACGUCAUAUUGCUCUCUAUCUGAAGGAAUCAACCGUAGACAACCAAGACGAUCUCACAAAGAUGCUUGAGGAUAUGAUACCAGCCAUCCAUGUGAACAACGCCAAAGAUGUAUUGUUUGGUGAGAUUGUUGAUGAGCCACGCACUAGACAGCUUCUCCCAACACAACUUCCGCUUCCAAAGCAUCUUUCCUACCUCUGGGACAUCGACGGCCUGGAAGAACUACAGAAACGACAGGAUCAAUUGAAUCAAGAUCAAAAAGACCAGUAUCUACUCUACAGACACUGGAUCAAACUGAGAAGAAGAAGAGCAGGUACUCUUAGCGGUGCCAAAGUCAGAAGGACACUGUUGGAUUCUCAGCAGCAACAGACUACACCUGUAUCUAUUGUUUAUCGAUUGAAAGAGCUUGGCAUUCCACAUUCAUCUAUUACCAUGGCAAACAGCUUGAGUUCCGGAAUGACAUUUUCACCGAUUGUACAAUCUCCAGCGACUUCUCCACCGUUGUCACCAUCAUCGUCACCACCGAAAGAAGGCAGUGGACCGCUCAGCAACAAGGCAAUGUCUCCACCUUUGAGUCCAAAUGCAAGCACCAGUAAUAUGAUGAUAGGCAACAACACUUCCAUCAACACAGUUCCAGAGAUUGAACCGGAAGAUACAACCGUUAUUCAUUGGAAAUUAGACAGAUCCGAGGGACCACUCAGAAUGAGACGUAAACUUAAGCGAAAUUAUUUGGGAUCCGAUUACAAGGGCGUUUCGAAACAAAACAAAUUCGGUCGUAAUCGUCGUGCCGUUUUAGAUGUUUUUUCAAAUGAUAAGGAAAAAUUUUUUAUCGAUCAAGACUGUGGAGAUGGACUUGGAAACAUCAUUAUCAAGAUUCAACUAGAUCCACCACUUAAUCCCCAAACCGUUUUAUUUAAAGAGAAAGAGUUUUUAAAUCUUUCAAAUUUAAAUUCACAAUAUUCAGAUAACAACAACAAUAAUAAUAAUAACAGUAGUAAUAAUUAUAGUAGUAGUAGUGGUAAUAUAUCAAGUCCAACAAAGAUUGAAUCAUUCUCUCAGUUGAUACGUACACCCAGUAAACAAACCAUUCAAUAUCAAUCACCAUCUUCUUCCUCUGCUUCCUCACAGAUAAUCAGUGGUAGUGGAAACAAUACCAUUCGAAGUAGUGAUGGUGUUGUCAUUAGAGACCCAUCGGUGGAAAAGGUGGUCGCUGUCUAUCACUGUGGAAUGGUAACUCCAGUCGGUGUUAUCAAUGGUAAGCUUACCAUUACAACCGUACAUAUACUGUUUGAUAAGGAAAUCAAAUACGAUCGCAAUGGACAGGUCAUUCUAGAGUCGGAUCACGGAUGUGUUCGUAUAAAGAACUACUAUAUCCUCAAGGUUAAGGACCUGAUGGAAAUACAUCGUCGUCGUUAUCUCCUCCGUUGGAAUUCACUCGAGAUCUUUUUGAACUACAAGAGCUAUAUGUUCACCUUUAACAGUGACUCUGAGUCAGUGUCGGCGUUCAACAAGAUCGCCAAUCUUCAUCCACCACAGAUGAAAGUGAAAUGGUCAGAGUCUCCUGCCAAGAUUGCAAAACGACUCAAGAUUACACAACGCUGGAAGAAUCGUGAGAUUAGCAAUUUCGAGUAUCUCAUGAUGCUGAAUACCAUUGCCGGAAGAACCUACAACGACAUUUCACAGUAUCCAAUAUUCCCACAGGUUAUUGCAGACUACCGCUCGGAACAGCUCGAUCUGAACGAUGAGAAAUCGUUUAGAGAUCUCUCCAAACCGAUUGGAGCGUUGAAUCAACAGAGACUUGAUACUCUGAUUCAACGUUACCACUCGUUUAAAGAUCCAGAUAUUCCGCCGUUCCUCUAUGGCAGUCAUUAUAGUAACUUUGGAAUCAUUGCUUAUUACAAUGUGAGACUGGAACCUUUCACAUCGUAUCACUUGUCGCUUCAAGGUGGUGUAUGGGAUCAUCCUCAGCGUAUGUUUGAAUCGAUAGAAAAGAUGUGGGACGGUGUCGUCAGUGCCAAUCUUGCCGACGUCAAAGAGUUGACACCCGAGUUUUUCUAUAUGCCCGAGUUUAUUAGCAAUAGCGAAUCGUUCAACUUUAACUUUGCGCACAAUCCAAACGGUGAUUUACUACUGCCAAAGUGGGCUCAUCAAUCACCGGAACUCUUUAUUCAAAAGAAUAGAGAGGCUCUAGAAUCAGAGUAUGUCUCGAUGCAUCUGCACCAGUGGAUCGAUUUGAUUUUCGGUUACAAACAGACCGGUCAAGCUGCUAUCGACUCGAACAACGUAUUCUUUUAUUUGACCUAUGAGAAUAACUCUGCGCUUCAGAAGGAGGACCCCGACGAGCGCCGCUCUGUUGAAUCGCAAAUCAAGGAGUUUGGUCAAACACCUCCACAGGUAUUCAGCAAACCACAUCCACCCAGAAAGUCACUGCAAGAAUUGAAUCGUCCUCAAAAGGAUAUUCUCACCAAAUUUGCCAAUUUGUUCCCCAAUGCACUGAAGGAACCGCUUCAACAACAAUUGAAUGCCGAUGUUGCUGCUGCCGCAGCGAACUCUGCAUCUGGAGAUCAACAACAGUAUCCAUUCAAGAUACUGAAAACCAACAGUUGUCUUCCUUUGGUUCACAUCGGCGCAUCGUCAGAGAGUGACACCAUUGUAUUGGUCUACAGAGAUGGUGUGCUUGCAGUCAACCAAUUCGUUCCGACACCAUCCAACAAUCUUCCAUUCACAUUUGAUAUCGAUAAGACGCUCUCCACCUACAAGGAGAAACAGAUCGACACUCUUUUCAUGUCGGACUCGGUCACUUGUAUUUCGAAUUGUUUUGCUAUGACACCGGAUGGCAAGUUUCUGUUUAGUUGUGCCAACUGGGACUCGAUAUUCAAGUGUUGUAACAUUCAAAAUGGUAAAGUUCAUCGUAUGUAUCGUGACUAUCAUCGUGGAAUGGUUACCUGUAUGGCAAUGGGAUCGAGUGGACGUACACUCGCGACAGCAUCGAUAGAUACUACCAUUUUGGUGUGGGACGAUGUCUCCAUGUUGAUUCGUGAUGCAAAAACCAAACCAGCCUAUCGUCUCUGUAGUCACGAUGAAGCCGUCCACUGUUUGGAUGUCAAUGAGGAGUGGGAUCUCAUUGCAAGUGGUUCGCAAGACAGAAAAUUAAUUCUCCAUACCCUACGCACUGGUAGCUAUGUUCGUACGAUGUCUCACAAGGGUGCAGUGGAAAUUGUCAAGAUCUCAACGGUCGGACAAACCAUUAUUUCCUAUUGCUCAAUGUCCUACCUCUACGUGCAUUCGUUCAACGGCAAGCUCUUACACAUUGAGCAGUGCGAUGAAAAACUCUAUGACAUCAAACUAACGGGUGAAUCGAUUAAGAAGGGUGGUGUUUUAGGUGUUGGCGAUGAUAUACAAUAUUUGGUUACCGGUGGGACAAGAGGUGUCAAAGUAAGAAGUCUUCCAGAUCUUACGGUUGUUCAUAGUUUCGAAAGUCCGACUACCAUCAGAACCAUUGCUUUGGUUGCUCAUGAAAAGUACAUGAUGAUAGGACUCAACGAUGGAAAUUUAGUUAUCAUACCUUUUGAAACUGCAUCUUUUUAA